GUUUGCUCUCGUCCGAGUAGGACGACUUCAAAUCUCCAAAGUUAUCUCAAAAUGGAGCCAUUUGAUCUUCCGAUGUCUUCACCGUCCUUCAUGGAACCUCUAUCGAAUGUCCGUGAUCCGUACAAAGCAACGUACGUGCCCGAUAUGUCAUUCAAGUCCCAUACCGGUGAGUCACCGAUAAAUAAUCUUCAAUCACUCUACUUGGAUCAGAACAAUUUUGUUCAAACUACCAGUCAGGCAUUGGAAGACGUUUCUUCGCACAGUAGCGCCUUUGGAUCGGCGGGAAACAUCUAUACAUGUGCGCCAGGUUUGGACCACCGACUGUUUUCACCUCAGUCACAGACGGUACCUCAUCCACUCUCUGACACUACGAGCGCACUCUAUAGUCGAGAAUCAACACGACACGAUAGCGAGAAGAACGAUCUUUCCCCAGGAGCGUUAGAUCCUAGUAUUGGCUUCCCAAACCACCAGCUAGCAGCACCUCAGUUCCCGCGACCGAGAUUCCCAGGCGAUCAGGCCGAUGCUUACUCCUUCGCCGACCAUCCACCGUAUACACAGAAUCCUUUUGUUUACUUCCAACCCACUCCGCCCCGAAUCAAGGAGACCACAUAUCAAACAUCCUAUAGUCAGUUGUAUCCCACAGCAAAUAGACCCUUUUCCAACGUGAUCUGCGAUCCCCAUGAUUUUCAUUACCCCGUCGGAGACGUAUUCCCAAACUCACCUUCGACACGUCGACUUAGCGGUGUCGGACAUCAACCCGGCCACGAUUCGAAAUCUAGGCAAUGUCUAUCCUCAGCCGAUGCUGUGGACGUCGAGGGAGUAGAUGAUUCGUGUCGCUGUAAAAACACCGUCGAAGGAACGAAAACCUCGGUGCGACGGUUUCGGAAGUGGUAUAAAGAUAAAUUCGGGAAAAACCUCGACAUGAAUCGUGUUGAUCGAAACAUGGCGAUUUCCUUACUCAAGGAUUUUUUCCUUGAAAUACGCGAUACGCGGCCUGGCAAAGAAGGCAACGAAUACGAACCAGUAACUCUUACGACUUAUAGGAACGGACUGCGCCGCUAUUUCUUAGAGAGAAAGGUCCCUCCAGCUCCGGACAAUUUUGAUCUCGCGGAUAAGGAAUUUGAUAUAGUUAACUAUCAUUUGAUCACGAAACGGAAUGAACUGAAACGAAACGGUAAGGGCAAUCACCCUAAUGUUGUAGAAAGCAUUACUGAGGAACAGCUGGAAAAAAUGUGGGCUUCAGGUGCGAUAGGAACUCACAGUCCGCGAGCUUUACUAAGGCUUCAGUGGUGGUUAAAUACGAUCCAUCACGGUAUACGCGGUAGAAUGGCACAUCAUGAUCUUAAUAUCGAGGACUUUCAAAUCUCGCGCUCAAUGGAAGGCAAGCUGUGUAUUGAACACAUAAAAAACACUGCGAAACGAAAGCUUUCAGUCGAAAAUGAUAACGACUACACGCGCAACAAGCGAAAAUGCAAGGCGAGAAUGAUCGCAACCGACGGAAGCGAACGAGACCCCGUUCGAGCUUUUGAAGUCUACUUAAAACAUCGUCCGCCAGGAAUCUCGUCGUUCUACCUCACACCAAAGCACAAACCGAAAGGCGACAUCUGGUUUAACAAAGUACCGAUGGGAAAGAAUAGCAUCGGACGAAUAAUGCGAGAGAUCAAGGCAGUCGCUGGGAUCAACUGAACAUUAAAAACAUUCGGUCGAAAAAUAGACAAAGAAACAGUUUGUUCCUAUACUCUUUGGCUAAAAGCUGUAUAAAACUCUUUAGAGAUAGUUCAAAAAUAGACUUAAAUAGCCAAGCAUUUACUGCUAAACGAGUUGAACUCCUCAAAGACAUUUUCUAUAUAGGCAAAAGGUCUGAACUAUACAGGUUUUGAUCAUUAUUUUCCCAUCAAUAAUUGUGGUAUAAUACUUAUAAUGGGGGUAUUGCAACUCAUAUAUAUUGAAAAUAGAAUACUUUAGUUAAUGAAUUCACAUAUGUGUUAUACUAGCUUAAGUUAGAAACUAAUGAAACGUGCACUUACUAAUGGGACCUGUGUUUAUAAAAACGGCAGAUUUUAUCUCACUGUAGUGCCACAAUGUACAAAAACGCGAGCCCUCUGUUAACACCUUAGAUAUAGCAAUGCAGCUAAUAAUUCGUACGAGCGAGGCUGUGAAAGUUUAUUCCAUUACUCUUUAGCGAACAAAAUCUGAAACAAAAUGUUUCAAUAUGAAAUUGAACAGCACGUUGAAUAUAGCAUAGUAUAGUUCAACCCACGGUUAAAACUGAUAAAAUUUUGAAAAAGAACUCGCUUUUUUGUACAUUGUUCGCCGACACAUUAGCCGAAAACUUUUAAUACGCAGGCUUAUACUGCUAUAGUAUAUAUGUUUUUGCUGGGGACUAUACAUAUAAAUGUACAUAUAAAAUAUAGAUCUAUAUAUGAACAUUGCCAUUGGAAUAGGAAGUGUAAUUUGGUCGGCCUAUUGUUGUAUUAUAUUUAGACAAAAAGCUAGAAAGAAAUAAUUGUACAUAAAAAACAAAGGAACGAAAGAUAUAUAAUAAAAGUUUGAAGUAUUUAAUAGCUUUGCUGUGUGAAGUCUGUGCAAUGUUUACGAGUGAUUAUG
Messenger RNA from Paramuricea clavata, 2607 nucleotides. NCBI's taxonomy places the organism in Eukaryota, Metazoa, Cnidaria, Anthozoa, Malacalcyonacea, Plexauridae. The record is from the annotation of a GenBank genome assembly.